UUCACCGAAACAUCACAGGGGAGGAGGAUCUUCCCUCCCUCCGUUCAGCCAGCGAGUCCCUCCCGAGGAAGCGACACUCACUCCGGAGGACGCAGCGGCCGAGGACACGGAUCUCCCGCUAUAGCCACAGGAUGCUCUGGACCAGAAUGGAGCUGCCAUGUUGGUGUUUAUUGCUGCUGAGCAGCCUGCAGUCGCUCUCGGCCAACAACGAUUUCUUCACCUCCAUAGGCCAGAUGACAGAUCUGCUGUACACUGAAAAAGACCUGGUGACGUCUCUGAAGGAUUACAUCAGAGCGGAGGAGAACAAACUGGAGCGGCUCAAGCGGUGGGCUGACAAGUUGGAUUCCUUGACAGCAACAGCCACGCAGGACCCCGAGGGUUUUUUGGGCCACCCUGUCAAUGCCUUCAAACUGAUGAAGAGGCUGAACACAGAGUGGGGGGACCUGGAGAGUCUUGUACUUAGCGACACCACAGAUGGAUUCAUCUCCAACCUGACCAUCCAAAGGCAACACUUUCCCACAGAGGAGGACCAGACCGGGGCUGCUAAAGCUCUCCUCCGCUUACAAGACACCUACAAUCUCGACGCCAACACAAUCUCUACAGGAAACCUGCCUGGAGUAAAGCACAAGAGCCAGAUGACAGUGGAGGACUGUUACGAGCUGGGUAAGAUAGCCUACUCGGACGCUGAUUACUACCACACCGAGCUGUGGAUGGCCCAGGCCCUGAAACAGCUCGACGAGGGAGAGGAGUCCACCAUCGACAAGGUGACGGUGCUGGACUACCUGAGUUACUCCAUCUACCAGCAGGGGGAGAUAGAGCGAGCGCUGAAGUACACCUUGAGGCUGCUUGAACUGGACCCAGAGCACCAGCGAGCCAAGGGCAACGUGAAGUACUUUGAGUUCCAGCUGGAGAAGCAGCAAAAAGCGGCAGAGGAAAAAAAAGCUCAGAAACAAGAGGAGCCCGGAGCGAGAGAUACGACCGAAAAGGAGGAGGAGAAGAAGAAGAAGAAGUCGAAACAAGCUUUCUCUCUGAUCCCAGAGAGGAGGAAGUAUGAGAUGCUCUGUCGAGGGGAGGGCAUUCGGAUGACCCCGCGCAGGCAGAGCCGGCUGUUCUGUCGCUAUUACGACAACAACCGCCACCCCAAGUACCUGCUUGCCCCCGUCAAACAGCAGGACGAGUGGGACCGCCCCUACAUCGUUCGCUACCUUGACGUCAUCUCGGACGCAGAAAUCGAGAAAGUCAAGCAGCUGGCCAAACCUCGACUAAGGCGAGCCACGGUGCAUGACCCUCAAACUGGGAAACUUACCACAGCCCAAUACAGAGUCUCCAAGAGUGCUUGGCUCACCGGCUAUGAAGAUCCUGUGAUCGAAAGGAUCAACGAGAGGAUUGAGGACAUCACAGGCCUUGAAAUGGACACAGCAGAAGAACUUCAGGUUGCAAAUUAUGGUGUUGGAGGCCAGUAUGAACCUCACUUUGACUUCGGAAGGAAAGAUGAACCAGACGCCUUUAAGGAACUGGGAACUGGGAAUCGUAUCGCAACAUGGCUCUUCUAUAUGAGUGACGUGACUGCAGGGGGCGCCACCGUAUUCCCUGACGUAGGUGCAGCAGUCUGGCCUCAAAAGGGCACGGCUGUGUUCUGGUACAAUCUGUUUGCCAGCGGGGAAGGAGACUACAGCACACGACACGCAGCCUGUCCAGUGCUGGUGGGCAACAAGUGGGUAUCAAACAAGUGGAUCCAUGAACGAGGCCAGGAGUGGCGGCGACCCUGCGCUCUGAACGAAACUGAAUGAUGUAAAAGAACAAACAAGAACAAGCACAAGAACGACCUUUCCUGUCAGAUCCCUUACCCCACUCCCGUCUCUUGUUAACCACCGAGGACCAGAGAACACCGCAGCACAUCACAGAAACGGCUCCCUUUCCUCCCUCCCCUGUCCGACUGUCCCCCUUUUUUCCUCCCCGCCUGUUUUCUGUCUGUGAGCCCAGAGAUGCUUGUGAUAUCAUUGGAACCCCCCCGGACAGCCUCUGCGUCGCUGUGACAGCUAGCAUGUUCUUAGGGUUGUCGGAUUGGCUUGGAGAAAACGCCUGAGCUUUGUUCACUCCCACGAACGAGUCUGGCUCUGCACUCUGAGUGAACUCCAGCCCCACGGCGAGGUUAUCCUUCGGUUUGUGACUGCAGGGAGCAGCUUCCCCCCUCUUUAAAGUGAACUGUAGACUUUUGUUUUCUUCACGUUUUUAUGUGGUCUGUUUGAAUUAUUUUCUUUUGAUUGAUGUGAUCCUUGGCCCUUAAGAGACUUUGGAAAAUGUUACAUUUCAAACAGCUGUAAAAUGUUUUUUUUAGUGAUCUUUUUUAUUGCUGUUUCCAACUGUUUUUUUUGUUGUUUUUAUUCGCCGGACAUUAUCAGGUACAUAGGACCAUAAAACUGCAGUGGGUUCACUGAAUUUUAUUGUUUUUUUUGCAUCUCUAAUAUAUGAAAACUUUUAUUGUCUCACAGAGUUUGUAAUUAAAAACCUAAGAUGGUGCACGGCCAAACAAAGAUCCCCUGUAACACGUGUUACAUGGAGUAUUCAGAGCAUCUUUUUGCUAAAUCUAUGCAAUAAAUCCUAACAUAUCACACAUAUUGACAUUUGCCGCGCUUUUCCCCUGGUGUUUACACUGGUGUCAUUCUAGAAGUCAUAGCUGGCAAAAUGUGUUAAAAGCAUUGAAAGGUCUCAUCGAAAGGCACUCCAGUGUGGUCUAAUGUACUAUUUUGAUAAGUUCAAGUUGGAGUCGGGUCGCCCUUUAUAAUAUUUGAUGUAAAAUGAAUUAUUAUCAGCUGCUAUUCAGUAAAUAGCAGCAACAGAACAAGCACGAACCAUGAAAGCCUUAAAUGAUAUUUUCUUUUUGUUUUAUCAGUGAUUGAUGGCACUAAGUCUGAAAAUAUCUGGAUUUUCCACAUUUAUUUAUAUGUCCCAAGUCAACUUCUAAAUGUCUUUUCUGUAAUAAAGACCUUUUUAUUGAAUGAAAAAUAGUUUGGUACCUGCAUUUUGUUGAAGGUAGAGCAACAUGAUAUAACCAUAUGGUAAAAUGGCAGUUUUUGAUAUGUUUGUAAUUUCCCUAGGACCCUGGAGGCACAAAAAAAAA
Molecule: messenger RNA, 3121 nt
Organism: Fundulus heteroclitus (mummichog)
Lineage: Eukaryota; Metazoa; Chordata; Actinopteri; Cyprinodontiformes; Fundulidae
Gene: p4ha1b
Product: prolyl 4-hydroxylase, alpha polypeptide I b
Exons: 15
Coding region: 132-1790 (552 amino acids)
Biological process (GO): peptidyl-proline hydroxylation to 4-hydroxy-L-proline
Cellular component (GO): endoplasmic reticulum
Molecular function (GO): iron ion binding; L-ascorbic acid binding; protein binding
Source: RefSeq, a predicted model, not a curated record